This is a messenger RNA of Lactuca virosa, 411 nucleotides long. Lineage: Eukaryota; Viridiplantae; Streptophyta; Magnoliopsida; Asterales; Asteraceae. The record is from the annotation of a GenBank genome assembly.
AUGGAUGAAGUGAAGGAUUUGGGUGACACCAUAGAAGAGAAACCCUAUGUUAUUACUUGGGAUGGAGCCUUAAGGAUUGAGAAGGUUGUUGAUGAAACUGGAAGUAGAGAAAAGAAGGUCAACAAACGGAAGGUGAAAUCAGUUGAAAGAAAUGAGCAACUUGAGGCUAUGGAUGUAGAGCUUGACAUGAAGGAAACGGAUAAAUCUGGCAAAGUAAACAAGACUAACCUCGUUGGAUUGCUUAGAGAUGAUGUUGGACAGUUGAAAGAACUUGAGGGGAAGACUCUUGUUUUAAGCAGCAAAGAAGAGCCAAAGUUUGAAGAACCUGAAGAGAAACAUCUCACAGGGGAGUUUGAUAAGGAGAAUUUUGAGGGAUUUUUCGUCUCUUUUCUCGGGCCACUGACAUUAUAA